GCCUAAACCCCAGAAUCUUCUUCCCCCGAGUCUCCAACCUCGCGCCGCCGCCUCCCACGCCUCCCGCCAUGGCGAAAUCGUCGUCGGCCGCGGCGACCGCGUCUGCCACUAAGAAGCGGCGUUCUAGAGGUGGAGCUCUAACCCUAGAUGAGGUGAAGACGCUGGGCCGCGAGCUCCUCUCCUCGCGGGCCCACCUCAACCACGCCCCCGCCCUCCUCGCGCUCCUCUCCCCCUCCGCGCCGCUCGACCUCGCCCUCGAGGCGCUCAUCUCGCUCCAGUCCUUCUUCGUCCCGCUCAUCCCCUCUAUUCCAUCCGCCUCUGCGGCAGUCACCGCGGGGCAUGCGGGCAGCGACCCCGAGCUCGUGUUCGGGGCCUGGCUGCGUCAGCGGUUCGAUGAGCUCGUUGCCGCGCUGGUCGAGCUAAGCGUGUCGCCGCACAGCGAUGACGCGAUCAGGGAUGUAGCACUGGAUGCUCUCAUGGAUUUUGUGAAGCUGGGAAAGGACGGGAAGUUCCAGUCGGCAAUUUACCACAAGUUUCUCCAUGCUGUGGUUCAUGCUGCUGAUUCCGUUGAUCCUUUGUUAGAGUUGCUUGGAUCGAAGUACUUCAAAUACACUGAUGUUUGUUACUUUACUUACUCUAGCGCAGACAAGAUUGCCAACAGUCUGGGCAGUAAAACCACUGACUCUGGAAAGGAUGCCUUGCAGAAUGGAAGUGAUGGAUCAGAAAACAAAUGUGCUAUUUUUAUACACAAUAUAUACAAUCUCUUGGUUCGUGUUCCUGUGAUGGAUUAUCAAAAGGAAUCAACAUUUGAAAUGUGGAGUACUUUUGGUCUUUCAUCUAAAGGAGAAAAAGACUCUUCUAAGGACUCUUCUUCUUCUUACAUCAAGAAAAAACUAAAAUUGAAGUUCACCAAAGCAUGGCUGUCCUUUCUCAAGUUACCAUUACCACUUGAUGUGUACAAGGAGGUCCUUGCUUCAAUUCAUCAAAAUGUCAUUCCUUCAAUGUCAAACCCUGCCAUUUUAUGCGAUUUCUUGACUAGAUCAUAUGACAUUGGUGGUGUUAUCAGCGUGAUGGCCUUAAGUGGCCUUUUCAUUCUUAUGACACAACACGGUCUGGAAUAUCCAAAGUUCUAUGAAAAGCUUUAUGCACUACUGACUCCUGCUGUUUUUAUGGCAAAACACCGGUCAGUGUUCUUGCAACUUCUUGACACAUGCCUGAAAUCUUCUUAUCUUCCUGCAUAUCUUGCUGCUGCAUUUGCAAAAAGAUUGAGCAGACUUGCUCUUUCAGUUCCACCAGCUGGAGCUCUUAUUAUUAUUGCUUUAAUUCAUAAUCUGCUGCGGAGACAUCCCUCAAUUAAUUUUUUGGUCCAUUGGGAAGUGGAUGAAAAUGACAGCAAUGCAAGAGAAGCUAGUCAGCCUAAGAAGAUCGGUGCUGAUCCUUUCAACAAUGAUGAGGCAGACCCUGCAAAGUCUGGUGCAAUGCGAAGUUCUUUGUGGGAAAUAGACACGCUCCGGCAUCAUUACUCUCCUGCAGUUUCUAGAUUUGUUGCAUCACUUGAGGAGGAUCUCACUGUCAGGGCCAAAACUACUGAGAUGAAAAUAACGGACUUUAGUUCAGGCUCCUAUGCUACAGUUUUUAGAGAUGAGGUACGGCGACGGAUAAAACAGGUUCCCCUUGCAUUCUACAGAACCACACCAACUUCGUUAUUUCAAGGAUCAGAUUUUCCUGGAUGGACCUUCGGGGACCCAUCCAAUAGCACCGUAGCCACUAUGGUUGAAGGCAAUGAAACUAUCAAGACUGUAGGGGCUAGCGACAGCACACCGUCCAAAAGGUUGCGGGUGGAGGCCUCAUUCCGGGGCCUUCAGGGUGGUUCUCGUUCACACGGGCCACUGGUCCCUCACAUCUAUCUCGUGCCAUCCGAGAGGAAGCUACUGGCUGCUCCGGAGCCAACUGGCGCUGAAGGAUGGACUCCUAAAGAACACCCCAGUAAUCCUUUGGAAUCUGGACUAAACAUGAAGUCCAUGCUCCAUAUUUUGGGCAUUUUCAGUUGUCUGUGCUAUUGCACACUUGCGCAGAAUAUUUCUGUGGGACCUGAUGUUGUGAACAUUGGAGCUCUUUUCACAUUCGAUUCGAUUAUUGGGAGAGUUGCAAAGGUUGCCAUUGCUGCUGCAGUCAAUGACAUCAACAAUGAUUCACGUGUUCUCUCGGGCACAAAGCUGGUUGUUCAGAUGCAAGAUACCAAUUCCAGUGGCUUCAUUGGCAUUGUUCAAGCCUUGCAAUUCAUGGAGAAAGAUACAGUUGCAAUCAUCGGCCCCCAAUCUUCAGUGGUUGCGCAUGUCAUAUCCCAUGUUGCAAAUGAACUCCAAGUACCUUUGAUGUCUUUUGCUGCAACUGAUCCGACUCUCACAUCACUUCAGUAUCCUUUCUUUGUGCGUACUAUCCACAGUGAUCAAUUUCAAAUGGCUUCAGUUGCAGACUUAGUUUAUUACUAUGGGUGGAAGAUGGUGACAGCAGUAUAUAUUGAUGACGAUUAUGGAAGAAAUGGCAUAUCCACCUUAGGCGAUGAGCUUGCCAAGAGAAGAUUGAAGAUCUUGCAUAAAGCUGCAAUUAGGCCAGGAGCAAAGAAGAGUGAAAUAGCUGCUGUACUGGUCAAAGCUGCAAUGAUGGAGUCCCGGGUUUUUGUAUUGCAUGCAUAUGAUCACACUGGGCUUGACGUGUUCUCAUUAGCGUACAAUCUUACCAUGACAUCCGGUGGAUAUGUGUGGAUUGCGACAGAUUGGCUCAGUGCAGCCCUCGAUUCUGCCCCGCGUCUUGAUAGUGGAUUACUGAGCACAAUGCAGGGUGUUCUCACAUUGCGUCAACACACAGGAAAUACCAAUAGGAAGAAGACACUAGUUUCUCAAUGGAGUACACUUGUUAAGGAGGAUAGUGGUGGCAGCAGGUUCUUGCUCAAUUCCUAUGGCCUUUAUGCUUAUGAUACAGUCUGGAUGCUUGCUUAUGCGUUGGAUGCAUUUUUCAAUGGUGGUGGAAACAUUUCCUUCUCUCCAGACCCCAGACUGCAUGCAGUUUCAGGAGGAGCUUUGAAUUUGGAUGCAUUGACAGUCUUUGAUGGGGGAAUGCUAUUACUGGAAAGAAUUCGCAAAGUAAAUUUCAUGGGCGCAACUGGCACUGUAAAACUGGAUUCAGAUGGUAAUCUUAUCAAUCCUGCGUAUGACAUUAUAAACAUAAUAGGGUCUGGUCUGCGGACAAUUGGUUAUUGGUCCAACUACUCUGGGCUGUCCAUUGUGUCCCCUGAAACUCUUUACAAGAAACCACCCAAUGACACUAUUGAAAAUCAGAAACUACACACUGCAAUCUGGCCAGGUGAGACUAUAAAAAGGCCCCGAGGAUGGGUAUUCGCUAACAAUGGAGACGAGCUGAGAAUUGGAGUCCCCAAUAGGGUAAGUUACCGUCAAUUUGUAUCAGAUGACAAUCAGACUGGAAUGGUGGGCGGGUUAUGUAUUGAUGUGUUUGCUGCUGCAAUAAACCUGCUGCAAUACCCAGUUGCAUAUAGGUUUAUACCUUUUGGCAAUGGCCUUGAGAAUCCAAGCUAUACACAGCUUAUCAAUCAAAUUGUGACGAAUGAAUUUGAUGCUGUUGUUGGUGAUGUAGCUAUUGUCACAAAUCGGACAAGGCUUGUUGAUUUCACCCAACCAUAUGUCGGGUCCGGGCUUGUCAUACUUACCUCUGUUAAGCCGCAGGGCUCCAACGGAUGGGCUUUCCUGCAGCCGUUUACCAUCAGAAUGUGGUUGGUCACAGGAGUGUUCUUUCUGAUCGUGGGAACGGUGAUUUGGUUGCUCGAGCACAGAAUCAAUGAUGACUUCCGCGGUCCUCCAGUGAAACAGGUUAUUACUGUAUUCUGGUUCAGUUUCUCAACUCUGUUCUUUGCCCACAGAGAGGACACCAGGAGCACGCUGGGGCGUUUCGUGAUCAUCAUCUGGCUCUUCGUCGUCCUGAUCAUUCAGUCCAGCUACACUGCCAACCUGACCUCCAUCCUCACCGUGCAGCAGCUCACGUCCCCGAUCAGGGGCAUCGACAGCUUGAUCGCCAGCGACGAGCCCAUCGGGUUCCAGGUGGGCUCCUUCGCCGAGAGCUACCUCGUCCACGAGCUCGGCGUGUCCCCGUCGAGGCUCAGGAAGCUCGGCUCCCCGGACGAGUACGAGGCUGCGUUGGAGCUCGGCCCUCGCAAGGGCGGCGUCGUGGCCAUCGUCGACGAGCGCCCGUACGUCGAGCUCUUCCUGACCAACCACGACAAGUUCGCGAUCGUGGGGGCCGAGUUCACCAAGAGCGGCUGGGGCUUCGCGUUCCCGCGGGACUCGCCGCUGGCGGUGGACCUGUCGACGGCGAUCCUGGCGCUGUCUGAGAACGGCGACCUGCAGAGGAUCCACGACAAGUGGCUGUCGGUGGGGUCGUCGUCGGAGUCCGCCACCACCAACCUGCAGUCGGCCCCGCUGGAGGUGCAGAGCUUCUCGGCGCUGUUCCUCAUCUGCGGCGUGGCCUGCGCCGCCGCGCUGGCCAUCCACGCCUGCGUGCUCGUCCGCCAGUACUCCCGCCACGUCGCCUCGGCCGCCGACGGCACCGCCAUCUCCCGCUCCGGCCACCGCAGCAGCAUCCGGUCGUUCCUGUCCUUCGCCGACCACCGGGAGGCGCAGUACCAGAAGGGCCCCAAGGACCCGGCGGCGCUGGGCGCGUCCGGCUCCAGCUGCGGCGUCAGCAGCUUCACGUCGAGCAACGCCAGCAUGUCGUCGAGGUAGCUAGCCACGUCACCUCACGCCCGUCGGUUGUGCGCUACUCACGAUGGCGAUACGGAUACUACCCCAGCUAGUACAUGUACGAACGCGUAUGCCGUAGAUGGUCGUGUAGCGGCACUGAUUUUUACCGUACCCGGGUGGAUUCACGAACGGGUGGGUCCGUCCGGGGAGCGUAGUGAAUUUGGAUCUCCGUGUGCUGCUGCGGAACUGUAGAGAUGUGUGGAAGCAGCGCACAUGGGGGGGCAGGGCAGCGUCGCGGUCUUUAACAUGUCGCACAUGUUCGGGGGAUUAAUGUCGGAUCCUAGGCACGUGAUUAAGAAAGCUACCAGUGCAGAAGCGGUACAAUGCUACUGUACAUGAAUUUUUACAGUCUUGUAGCCCA
Messenger RNA from Setaria italica (foxtail millet), 5172 nucleotides. Its product is annotated as glutamate receptor 3.1. The transcript has 22 exons. Bases 69 to 4793 code for a protein of 1574 amino acids. NCBI's taxonomy places the organism in Eukaryota, Viridiplantae, Streptophyta, Magnoliopsida, Poales, Poaceae. Gene Ontology annotation, cellular component: small-subunit processome; Noc4p-Nop14p complex; nucleolus. Gene Ontology annotation, biological process: ribosome biogenesis. Gene Ontology annotation, molecular function: glutamate-gated receptor activity. The record is from RefSeq and is a predicted model, not a curated record.